CUGAGUAAACAAGCACAUGAUAGUCAGUCGGGGUGUUGUGGUGACUAAUGGGCGGUUUCUGGUGCGAGGCAAUUACAACAACGGCCAUGGCCACCCGUGUGCAAACACUAGCUCUUCUUCCCCUGUUCCUUCUCUUCUCCCCUGCGCCCGCAGCUGAUAGUAUCAGCGCGACCUCUCCCGUCGCCGAUGGCCAGACGCUCGUUUCUGCCGGUGGAGUCUUCGAGCUUGGGUUCUUCACCCCGCCGGCCUCGACGGCGAGGUUCUUGGGCAUCUGGUACAAGGGCAUCGCUCCUCUUACUGUUGUCUGGGUCGCCAACCGGGAAGCACCCAUCACCGGCACCGCCGCGAGCUUGGCCAUCAACGGCACCGGCAGCCUGGUACUCGCCGAUCGGUCGGGACGUCCGUUCUGGUCCUCGGCGCGGUCGAACGUAACCAGCAGUACUCCGGUGGCCCAGCUCCUGGACAGCGGCAACCUCCUGCUUCAAGACGCCAGUGGCACGGGGUCGGUUCUGUGGCAGAGCUUCGACUACCCGUCCGACACUCUGCUCCCGGGUAUGAAGCUCGGGUGGCACCUGGCCACGGGGCUCGACCGCUACCUGACGACGUGGGCGAGCCCCGGCGACCCGUCGCCUGGCGACUACACGUUCGCGAUCGACAUCCGCGGCGUGCCGGAGGGGUUCAUCUGGUACAACGGCACGGCGCCGGUGUACCGGAACGGGCCGUGGAACGGCCUGCGGUUCAGCGGCGAGCCGGAGAUGGCGCCGGACAACGGCAACUUCCAGUUCGAGUUCGUGGCCAACGGCACCGACGCAUACUACACGUUCCUGGUAGACGACGGCGGCGGCGGCAACGUGGUCUCGAGGUUCGUGCUGAACCAGUCGAGCCUGCAGCGCUACGUGUGGCUGCAGCAGCAGCAGGCGUGGAGCCUCUACUGGUCGCUGCCCCGGGACCCGUGCGACGGCUACGCGCAGUGCGGCGCCUACGGCGGUCUGCGACGCCAGCGCCUCGCCGAUGUGCUGCUGCCCCGCCGGUUCACGCCCGGCCUCGCCGGGCGGGAGUGGGCGCUGAGGGACGGCUCGGCCGGGUGCGCGCGCAGGACGCGGCUCAACUGCACCGGGACGGCUUCCUGCCGCUGGCGGGGCGUCAAGCUGCCCGACGCCACGAAUGCGAACGGCGGACGCCAGCGUCAGCCUCGAUCAGUGCCGGCAGCGGUGGCCUGGCGAACUGUUCUUGCCUGGCGUACUCUGCGUCGAGCAUAA
Messenger RNA from Triticum aestivum (bread wheat), 1259 nucleotides. RefSeq names its product receptor-like serine/threonine-protein kinase SD1-8. Bases 48 to 1259 code for a protein of 403 amino acids. The record is from RefSeq and is a predicted model, not a curated record. Gene Ontology annotation, biological process: recognition of pollen. The transcript has a single exon. Lineage: Eukaryota; Viridiplantae; Streptophyta; Magnoliopsida; Poales; Poaceae.